CACCUGUGCAUCCUGGACUCCACGCGUCAACUCUUGUAGCAGAUAACACAUUUUUAUAUGCUCCCUUGUCCACAGAAGCCCAUCCGACCUCUUCAUGCUCUUUGAGGCUCUGCGCCAUCAAAGUAAUCUGCGUGUGGCGUUCUUUCCCAUUUUCAUCACUCUUCCUGCCACCACAAUCGAGCCACCAUGGCUGCACCUCAGCCAGUCGUUGAAGUUGACGAUGAUACCGAGACAGAUUCGGCCUUUGGUGAUGACACUGAGAGUGCCACCACCUCGGUUGCCGAGAGCAUCUACAAUUACCGUAAAGAACACGGCAGAACCUACCAUGCUUAUCGAGACGGCAAAUAUUGGAUCCCAAAUGAUGAACGUGAAUCAGAUCGACUAGCCGAUAUGUACCCUGACUGCAGUGUCAAAGGGACAGAUCUCUCACCGACGCAGCCGCAAUUCGUUCCACCUAAUUUGGAGUUCAUCAUUGACGAUGCAGAAGACGAAUGGCUCUUCCGUCACAAGUUUGAUUAUAUCCACUUGCGACUCAUGGCAGGUACCUUCGAGAGCUGGGAGAAGGUGAUACAGUCGGCAUUUGACAAUCUGGAACCCGGAGGAUGGCUAGAGAUCCAAGACUAUGACAUGCCUUGUAAGUCAGACGACAACACCCUUGCGGGCACAAAGCUUGAGCUGUGGGCCAGUAAGAUGGUGGAGGGUGCUCGCAAGAUGGGACGGCCCGUUGAUCAGUCGCCCAACUACCGCCGGUGGAUGCAAGAAAUCGGAUUCGUGGACAUCCAAGAGCAACGCUAUGUCUGGCCAACAAACUGCUGGCCAAGAGAUCCGAAGCUCAAGGAGCUAGGCAAAUGGUCCUUGGUAAAUUUGAACGAAGGCAUGGAUGGGUUCACAUUAGCCAUCUUUACGAGAGUCCUGGGUUGGACAAAGCCCGAAGUGGAUGUACUUUGUGCUCAGGUGCGCGCAGAUCUUCGUAACCGUUCUAUCCAUGCAUAUUUCAGCCUGUGAGUGCUUUGACUCGUGAGUUUCUUGCAUGACGUCGACUGACAAAAGUCUCCCAGGCCGGUGAUAUAUGGUAGGAAGCCGUGCUAGCGAGGAGGAGCGGUGAAUGAAUCGGUUCUUGCAGUCUCAUAAGGUUUCCAUCGCAGCUAGGCUUUAUACAUGAUUCGUGAGCGUUCCAACGUUUGUUGAUUUCUUGAGUCGAGCGAUUCCACUCAAGCAAGGGCAGUGAUAUUUUCGAACAUCGGCGCGGUACCAUAUUGCCAAUUCGGCGUUUUGCAUGGUGGCUCAUAA
Molecule: messenger RNA, 1290 nt
Organism: Pseudovirgaria hyperparasitica
Lineage: Eukaryota; Fungi; Ascomycota; Dothideomycetes; Acrospermales; Acrospermaceae
Product: S-adenosyl-L-methionine-dependent methyltransferase
Exons: 9
Coding region: 187-1005 (272 amino acids)
Molecular function (GO): methyltransferase activity
Source: RefSeq, a predicted model, not a curated record